CUCAUACAAGGCGAUGCUUAGUGACUCAUUUCAUUCUUUCUGAUUAGUGCCGGAUUUUUCUUUUCUUUACAGUUAUCAGUCGAAACCAAGCAGGUUUCUUUUUUAAUCUCUCUUUUUCUUUUAUUUUUCUUUUUUUACUGAUGAGAGUUUGGGCAGAAAGUGCAACUCGAAUAAACGCAAUCUGCUCCGCUGCUGGACCCUAAGACACAAACCUAACAGAUUGUGUGACUCUAUUUUUAGCACGGAAGAUGAGCGCUGCGCACUGUCAUAAUAACGGAAUGAUCCAACAUUAACUCCAUUUCAGAGGAUCGAUCUCCGCAGCGGACUAAGGGCUCUUAAAGCGGAUAAACUGGAUCCCACUGCGAACAUUGACUCCAGGAUUUGACUGUUAACCUUCAGGCAUUUAACGCUCCCAGAGAGAGAAGAUGCCGUUCCACCAUGUGACGGCAGGCCUGCUCUACAAGGGGAACUACCUGAGCCGUUCGCUGUCCGACAGCGACAGUGAUGUUCUGGCCACCAUAUCUGUUGAGGAGCUCGAUGAGAUCCGGGAAGCAUUUAAGGUGUUGGAUCGUGAUGGAAAUGGGUUCAUUUCCAAGCAGGAGCUUGGAAUGGCCAUGCGGUCUCUGGGGUACAUGCCCAGUGAAGUGGAGCUGGCCAUCAUCAUGCAAAGACUAGACAUGGACGGUGAUGGACAGGUUGAUUUUGAGGAAUUCAUGACGAUUCUUGGUCCAAAGCUCCUGUCAUCUGAAACGAGGGAAGGUUUCCUGGGGAACACAAUAGAUACCAUCUUCUGGCAGUUUGACAUGCAGAGGAUCACCCUGGAGGAGCUGAAACACAUCCUUUUCUACGCUUUUCGUGAUCACCUGACCAUGAAGGACAUUGAGAACAUCAUCAUCAACGAAGAAGAAAGCCUGAAGGAAAACUCUGGGAACUGUCAGACAGAGUUUGAGGGAGUUCACCCCUCGAAGAAGAACCGUCAGACGUGCGUGAGGAAGAGUCUCAUCUGUGCUUUUGCCAUGGCCUUCAUCAUCAGCGUCAUGCUCAUUGCAGCCAAUCAGAUGCUGAGGAACGGCAUGGAGUAGCUGUGGCCCCUGUAAGCUGGCUACUAACCAGCCUGCAUGUGCAUGCCAGUGGAUGGAGCCAUAUCCCUGUAGAUAGAAACAGAACUCUAAGGCACAGCGAUCCAAAUGAUCACAAAGGAAAUUAGUUUUUAAAACCAUGUUUAGUUUGUUUUUCAUUUUAAUAAUGGCGCCACCUCCAGCUGGUGUCCCAAAAAACCCCACAAAGCCAGCAUGAGGAGACAUGCAGGACUCCUCCCCCUUUACUCCGACUUUAAAGGGCUGACAUUACAUCAAACACUGUCUCUGUUUCCCUGAUGCAAUAAUCUAAACAAAAUAUGAAAAAAUAAAAAGGAGUUAAGAGCUGCUUGCUUUUCCAGCAAGUGAUACUUAACAAGAGUCUGGCACCCACCAGGAGGCUGAUGAACUACAAAGGCUGCAGGAGUCAACAAGAGGCAAGAAACAACUGGUCUCUUAUUACAGGCGAUGGCGGGAUGAUGGCAGAGCUGGACAACAUUGAAGCUCAUGAAUAUGGCUCCUGGAGCUCCCGCUGGGCUGCGAUACUUCAACACACUGAUUAACUGCUGAGUCUGUGGGCUGACGUUAGGAAAUCAUACAGCCAAGAACUCCGAGCUCGUGUGAUAUUUCUGAAUGAGAAAGGAUCAUUCCCUCCUUGUGGAUGCUGAUCUGAUGAACACUGUGCAGAACCCACAUUUUUCUCUGCCGUUAAAAGGGAAAAAAAUCCAUCCUCCUAAUGCUUUCUAUUGCUUUCAUAAUCCAUCUGUUUGUGGUGACCAGUUCAUACCAGGGAAUAUUAUGAAAUGUUUUUUUUAUCUAAUAUAUGAACUUUUCCUCAGCUACCAACCACCAUAGAGUUGAUCUGUAGGCAACAACUUUCACCUCGUUUAGUUACAUAAUGUUUUGAAUUUUUGACACAUUGUGGCAACAAGGAACAGUUUAACUUUCAGUUUGCCAAAACUAGAUUUACUUAAAGGAAUGAAUGCUUCAUCCAUGUUGACUCAUUUCUCCUCCUGUACUUAAAAGCUGUCAGCCCUACCUUCUGAGCCACCAUCACCCCAUGUCAUGCAGUUAUUUAUUUAUUUUGAAUCAUUCUUUUUUCUCCAGUGAAGCAAACUGUCAAAACCUCUGCUUCAUUAAAGGUGGUCACAGUUAUAAUAAUCUAUCACAUUGGGUUCAAAUCCAGCUGAGGCAACAGGUGUACACCUGUUUUAAGUAUUGAUUAUAAACCCAUUUUAUGUUUGCACAGGCAUCACAGAGUUAUUUUUUUUUUUGUCUGUUCUUGCAGCUCAUGGGGUGUAGGAACUUGCUGCAGCACUCAAUGAUUUAGUGCUCAGUGAAGUGGCUCUAAGCUCUUCUACUGCCUGUCAUUUGGCCAGAUACCCCUCAGUAACUGCAUGUGGUCAAGUCUGUGUUUAAUGUAAAUAUUGCAACCCUCGUCUGAAGUGUCUCACAUAUGUGUUUAAAUGUUUCUGUAAGUGUGCAUGACUGUCAGUGCUCUCUGCUCUCACCAUGGGGUCAGAGUCCAGUAAGGACGUUCAGCAGGCAGGAGAUGUUUAUUUGGUCACAAACGUGAAAGUCUUAGAUGGUAGAAGUCUCCUGUUUCCUCUUAACCUUCCUUCUAAAGCCAUAAAACUCUGCAGAGAUGAACCAGACAACUAAAUGUAGUCGUUGUCCCUGUCUUCAUACAGGAACACAAGAAUAAUCUAGCAUUUUUGUGUUAGAAAUAACUAUAUUUUAUUCAGUUUGUUAUUGUUUUUGCACUGUAUCUGUGAUCCACUCCAAUGGGAAGGGAAAAAGGGGGUGAUAGUUUGUUUUAUAGUGCCAUCUACAGGUGGAAUUUACAUUUUGAAACACUGUUGUCUCAUCACCAUUUAUUUAUUUUACUUUUUCAACACAUUACUAAAUGUUUAAAUCUCAUGUAUCAUGUACAGGUUGAUCACAUCUCUACCAACAGUGCAGGUAGAGAGGCUCUUGUAUGCAGAUACAAAUUUACACCUGAUACUUACUGGAAUAGAUUUCUUGCCUAUGGCAGAUCAAAUAAAACACAUUUUGAACCUGUAAAAGGUUUAAUUUAUCCACCUUUGGGACUAAGUGAGCACCAGUGUAGUCUCAAAAAGCAUCAAAUGUGUUUUACAAACAUUUUAUUUAUGGAGAAUAAUUGAUUUUAUGACAUUUGGUAUAUGAUGACUUAUGAUGUAAUCAGAGACUCUGACUCUGCAGAAUGAUUGCAUGUCUCCAUCAGUGAUGCAGAGUUACUGUUGGAGUCUCCAGUAGCAUGAUAGAUAGUUCCCAACUCUUGAUUCUCUUAUCUCAUUUUGUAUGUAUUUAACUAACAGAUUAUCUAUUAGACAAGCACAUACUGUAUCUACUGCAUGUGCAUUAUUUCAACAUAGAAUAGAGAAUGACUUUCAGUCGUGCUAUUUAUUAGAGGCAUAAGGAAUUAUAAUCUUGUAAAUACAGAAAUGUGUAUAAACUCUAAACAUAUAA
Molecule: messenger RNA, 3566 nt
Organism: Cyprinodon variegatus (sheepshead minnow)
Lineage: Eukaryota; Metazoa; Chordata; Actinopteri; Cyprinodontiformes; Cyprinodontidae
Gene: caln1
Product: calcium-binding protein 8
Exons: 6
Coding region: 426-1082 (218 amino acids)
Molecular function (GO): calcium ion binding
Source: RefSeq, a predicted model, not a curated record